GCAUUACCCCGGAAGCUUUAGAGAUCGUAAUAUUUGUCAACAAGUCGGUCUGUUGUGUGUUUUUAUCGCACUGUAAAGGGUUUAAUUCGGAAUUUAGACUUUAUUAAAGCAGCUGUUUAUAAAUGUAGAGAGUGGGGAGUGGUCGCAGUCAUGAACGGGAGCUCUAAUCCUCUACUGGAUAAAGAGGAGCAUGUGUUAAAGCUGGGAGAGAGCUUCGAGAAACGACCCAAAUCCUCCUUUCACACCAUCAGAUAUGAUUUCAAACCAGCAUCCAUUGACACCUCCUGUGAGGGGGAGCUGCAGGUGGGGAAAGGAGAUGAAGUCACCAUCACGUUGCCACACAUACCAGGCUCCACGCCUCCUAUGACAGUAUUCAAGGGCAACAAAAGGCCAUAUCAGAAAGACUGUGUUCUGAUCAUCAAUCAUGACACUGGAGAAUUCAUGCUGGAGAAGCUAAGCAGCAGCAUUCAGGUCAAGAAGACGAGAGCUGAGGGCAGCAGCAAGAUCCAGGCUCGGAUAGAGCAGCAGUCUGUGAGAGCCAAUCAGCCUCCUUCACAGUUCCGGACACCCACCAAGCCCGGCAGUGGAGCCAAAACAUCACCCACCAAAGACAACCCCUCCCCUGAACCUCAACUGGAUGAUAUCAAAAGAGAGUUGCGAGCAGAGGUGGAGAUUAUCGAGCAGAUGAGCAGCAGUGGCAGCAGCAGCUCUUCGGACUCGGGCAGCUGCUCGGGCAGCGGGGAUGACAGCUCCAGCAGUGAUGGAGAGGAAAGCCAUAACCCUCAUGGCCACGCCCAUCUCUCACCCAGCCGAGAUGCCAUUGCCAAUGGCACAGACAAACCGCAGGGCAGCAAUCAGCUGAUGAACACGCUCAGAAAUGAUCUGCAGCUGAGUGAAUCAGGAAGUGACAGUGAUGAUGACUGACACCUGCCCUUCUUCACCCCGCCCCAGCUUGGAUCACUGUUAUCUCUCUAUCUAUCUCCCCUCCUUUUGCAUUACUGAGCUCUACCAGUCAUUCUGAAGCGCUUUUGUCAGUCGUCAUAUGUGUUUUCCAUGUCAUGUUAAAAUUCAUAGAGUGUAUUUUUUAUUAGAUGUAUAUUUUAAGAGUUUUAGUGCAGAGUAGAAUCUUAAGCAGAGUAAGUGUGAAAAAUCUUAGCAUACAUAUUCAAAAACAAAUGUUUUAAAUUAUAAGCUGUGUUUUCAUCAUAUAUAUCUUUUCCACAGGAAACAAUGAAUUUAGAAAGUCACAUGGCACGUUUUAGCCUGUGAAUCUUCUACUUUCGUACACUGAGGUUGUACUGUGGUUUUGAUCAAGCAGACAGAAACUAACAGUAAUGCCUAGUGUAUGGAAUAGAAGCUAAAUCAUAACCUCAGUCUGGACAGCUGCACAAGUUUUAGCCUAAAAUGUAGCUUUUAGCUAGGUGUACAGAUUGUAGCCAUUGGGGCAGUUUCCCAGACAGGGAUUAAGCCUACUCUUGGAUUACACCGCAUUUUGAGUGGAGAUUUUCCAUUGAAAGAAGAAAAAUACACCAGGACUAGACUAGGGCUAAGCUUAAUUACUGUCUGGGAAACCUUGCCCCUUGAUGUUCAGGGUAUGUGAUAUUCAAGUAUUGCAACGGUUCAGUUAUACGACCCGUCCUGAAAGUUCUUAAUGAUUAUUGAUCAUUCUGAAGUGCAGUAUCUCAAAAUGUUAAUUUGUUUACAUGUCUGAAGUUUCAAGAUUAAAGGAGCAUUAAGCAGUU
This is a messenger RNA of Astyanax mexicanus (Mexican tetra), 1742 nucleotides long. It is a transcript of the gene eaf1, whose product is annotated as ELL associated factor 1. Gene Ontology annotation, cellular component: super elongation complex. The transcript has 6 exons. The coding region runs from base 151 to 924 and encodes 257 amino acids. NCBI's taxonomy places the organism in Eukaryota, Metazoa, Chordata, Actinopteri, Characiformes, Acestrorhamphidae. Gene Ontology annotation, molecular function: transcription elongation factor activity. The record is from RefSeq and is a predicted model, not a curated record. Gene Ontology annotation, biological process: regulation of transcription elongation by RNA polymerase II; positive regulation of DNA-templated transcription.